CGGCGCCUCUGCGGUGCUGGAGCGCCGAGGGCUCGCCGGGUGGCGGAAGCGGCGUCCAAGGGUCGGCUGAAGGGAGCCAGGAGCGGGAGGAGGCGGCGGCGAGGCCGGCGAGGCCUGCGGGCGGCAUGGCUGCAGCUCCGGACGGUGGCGGGCCAGGCCCCGCGGCGGGCGAACCGCUGCUGCAGCGACGCGACUCCGGCCAGGGCUCGCCCGAGCCGCCGGCCCACGGGAAGCCCCAGCAGGGCUUCCUCUCCAGCCUCUUCACCCGGGACCGGAGUUGCCCGCUCAUGCUCCUGAAGACGCUAGAGACGAAUCCAUAUGUCAAACUUCUACUAGAUGCUAUGAAACACUCAGGCUGUACUGUUAACAAAGGGAGACACUUCUCUUGCGAAGACUGUGAGGGAAACGUCAGCGGAGGGUUUGAUGCUUCAACGUCUCAGAUUGUUUUGUGCCAGAAUAACAUCCGAGAUCAGGCUCACAUGAGCAGAGUUGUCACCCACGAGCUCAUCCACGCGUUCGAUCACUGUCGGGCUCAUGUCCACUGGUUUACCGAUGUCAGACAUUUGGCGUGCUCGGAGAUCCGAGCCGCAAGCCUCAGCGGAGACUGUUCUCUUGUGAACGAAAUCUUCAGGUUGCAUUUUGGAUUAAAACAACACCAUCAGACUUGUGUGCGGGACAGAGCUGUUCUUUCCAUCUUGGCUGUUCGGAACAUCAGCAGAGAAGAGGCCCAGAAGGCUGUGGAUGAUGUUUUUGAGUCUUGUUUCAAUGACCGUGAGCCUUUUGGCAGGAUCCCACAUACUAAGAUAUAUGCCCAGUAUGCUCAUAGGGACUUUCAGAACCGUCAUCGCUAUUACUCGAAUAUAUGAAGAUGGUGGCCUUUCGUAUCUUUGAGCAUCAGGGUCAGGAGGGAAAUGCGGUUCUUAUGCACAAAUGUAUACAAUGUAAAUGAUCAGUUAGGCAUUUAGCUAAAGUCCAGGAGGUGAAAUGUUCUCGGCACAGAAUGUAUACAAUGUAAAUGUUCUCAGCACAGAAUGUAUACAAUGUAAAUGUUCUUGGGUACAAAGUGUAAUGAUUGGUUAGGCACAGUGGAUCCAGAUUGUGUACAGUGUAAUUGAUGGGUUAGCCAAGGAUCCAGAAUGUAUACAAUGUAAAAAAAGUGCAGAAGGCACUGGCUGGUUUUAGCAUUUGAUUACAAAAAAUAAAUAAUGGCAAAAAAGGAACUCCUUGCACUGCAAGGCAAAAAUUGAAUCUUUAUAGCUAAUCAUUUUAGUAAAUAGGUAAAUGAAUGAUAUUUUUGUGUUUUUCACAGUAUGCUUAUUUUUUAAUGCUUUAGUUUUAUAAUUUGUAAUUUUUAUUAUAUGAGAUUUUAAAUUUGAUAUGAAAUCUGUGACGCAUGCUCCUGUGUGGUGGUAGUGGGAGAGAAGUUAGUAUUUGCAUACAAUGAGAUGACCACAUUAUAGGACAUUUGUGAGGUGCUGUCAUGAUUAAAAUGCAAAGAAUGAAAGUUGGGAA
Molecule: messenger RNA, 1512 nt
Organism: Mesocricetus auratus (golden hamster)
Lineage: Eukaryota; Metazoa; Chordata; Mammalia; Rodentia; Cricetidae
Gene: Atp23
Product: ATP23 metallopeptidase and ATP synthase assembly factor homolog
Exons: 6
Coding region: 126-866 (246 amino acids)
Biological process (GO): mitochondrial proton-transporting ATP synthase complex assembly; mitochondrial protein processing
Cellular component (GO): extrinsic component of mitochondrial inner membrane
Molecular function (GO): metalloendopeptidase activity
Source: RefSeq, a predicted model, not a curated record